CGGCCGACGCGCACUCAUCCAGCGCCGAGAGCAUCGAGGGGUCCCCGCGCAGAGAUGCCUUUGUGAACAGCCAGGAAUGGACGUUGAGUCGAUCUGUCCCGGAGCUCAAAGUGGGAAUCGUGGGCAAUCUGGCCAGUGGCAAGUCGGCCCUGGUGCACCGCUACCUGACCGGCACCUACGUCCAGGAAGAGUCUCCCGAAGAUAUGGAUGCAGGUGGCAGAUUCAAGAAAGAGAUUGUUGUUGAUGGACAGAGCUACCUGCUGCUGAUUAGAGAUGAAGGGGGCCCCCCCGAGGCCCAGUUUGCCAUGUGGGUGGACGCUGUCAUAUUUGUCUUCAGCUUGGAGGAUGAAAUCAGCUUCCAGACGGUUUACCACUACUACAGUCGGAUGGCCAGCUACCGGAGCACGAGCGAGAUCCCGCUGGUGCUGGUGGGAACCCAGGACGCCAUCAGUUCCACCAACCCGCGGGUCAUCGACGACUCCCGGGCGCGGAAGCUCUCCAGCGACCUGAAGCGGUGCACGUACUACGAGACGUGUGCCACGUACGGCCUGAACGUGGAGAGGGUCUUUCAGGACGUUGCCCAGAAGAUUGUCGCCACAAGGAAGAAGCAGCAGCUGUCCAUAGGGCCCUGCAAGUCGCUCCCCAACUCCCCGAGCCACUCCUCCGUCUGCUCCGCGCAGGUGUCCGCCGUGCACAUCAGCCAGACAAGUAACGGAGGCGGGAGUUUGAGCGACUAUUCCUCUUCCGUCCCAUCGACCCCCAGCACCAGCCAGAAGGAGCUGCGGAUCGACGUCCCUCCCACUGCCAACACCCCGACGCCCGUCCGGAAGCAGUCCAAGCGCCGGUCCAACCUUUUCACCUCUCGGAAAGGGAGUGACCCGGACAAAGAGAAGAAAGGCCUGGAGAGUCGCGCGGACAGCAUCGGGAGCGGCCGAGCCAUCCCAAUUAAACAGGGCAUGUUGCUGAAGCGAAGCGGCAAAUCGUUGAAUAAAGAGUGGAAGAAGAAGUACGUCACCCUGUGCGACAACGGCGUGCUCACCUAUCACCCCAGUCUGCACGAUUACAUGCAGAACGUUCACGGGAAAGAGAUCGACCUUCUGAGAACCACUGUGAAGGUCCCCGGGAAGAGGCCCCCCCGCGCCACGUCGGCCUGCGCACCCAUCUCCAGCCCCAAAACCAACGGCCUGUCCAAGGACAUGAGCAGUUUACACAUCUCACCCAAUUCAGGGAAUGUCACUAGUGCAUCUGGGUCUCAGAUGGCCAGCGGCAUCAGCCUGGGCUCCUUCAACAGCCGACCGGACGGCAUGCAGCAGCGGUCCUACUCUGUCUCCAGUGCCGACCAGUGGAGUGAGGCUACGGUCAUUGCAAACUCGGCCAUCAGCAGUGACACGGGGCUGGGCGACUCCGUGUGCUCCAGCCCAAGCAUGUCCAGCACCACCAGCCCCAAGCUCGACCCACCCCCCUCCCCCCACGCCAACAGAAAGAAGCACCGAAGGAAGAAAAGCACCAGCAACUUCAAAGCCGACGGCCUGUCAGGCACUGCCGAAGAGCAAGAAGAAAACUUUGAGUUUAUCAUUGUGUCCCUCACUGGCCAGACGUGGCACUUUGAAGCCACCACGUAUGAAGAGAGAGACGCGUGGGUCCAAGCCAUCGAGAGCCAGAUCCUUGCCAGCUUGCAGUCAUGUGAGAGCAGCAAGAAUAAGUCCCGGCUGACGAGCCAGAGUGAGGCCAUGGCCUUGCAGUCGAUACGGAACAUCCGAGGGAAUUCGCACUGUGUGGACUGCGAGACCCAGAACCCUAACUGGGCCAGCUUGAACCUGGGAGCCCUCAUGUGCAUCGAGUGCUCAGGGAUCCACCGGAACCUCGGCACUCACCUCUCGCGAGUUCGAUCCCUGGACCUGGACGACUGGCCCAUCGAGCUCAUCAAGGUGAUGUCGUCCAUUGGGAACGAGCUGGCCAACAGCGUCUGGGAAGAGAAUAGCCAGGGGCGGACGAAGCCCUCGCUGGACUCCACAAGGGAAGAGAAGGAGCGGUGGAUCCGGGCCAAGUACGAGCAGAAGCUCUUCCUGGCCCCGCUGCCCUGCACCGAGCUGUCCCUGGGCCAGCACCUGCUGCGGGCCACGGCCGACGAAGACCUGCGGGCGGUCAUCCUGCUGCUGGCACACGGCUCCCGGGACGAGGUGAACGAGACCUGCGGGGAAGGCGACGGCCGCACGGCGCUGCACCUGGCCUGCCGGAAGGGGAACGUGGUCCUGGCGCAGCUCCUCAUCUGGUACGGGGUGGACGUCAUGGCCCGCGACGCACACGGGAACACGGCGCUGGCCUAUGCCCGGCAGGCCUCCAGCCAGGAGUGCAUCGAGGUCCUGCUGCAGUACGGCUGCCCCGACGAGCGCUUCGUGCUCAUGGCCACCCCCAACCUGUCCCGGAAGAGCAAUAACCGGAACAGCGGCAGCGGGCGGGUGCCCACCAUCAUCUGA
Myotis davidii is the source of this 2477-nucleotide messenger RNA. RefSeq names its product ArfGAP with GTPase domain, ankyrin repeat and PH domain 1 (gene AGAP1). Lineage: Eukaryota; Metazoa; Chordata; Mammalia; Chiroptera; Vespertilionidae. Bases 204 to 2477 code for a protein of 757 amino acids. Gene Ontology annotation, cellular component: nucleus. Gene Ontology annotation, molecular function: GTPase activity; GTPase activator activity; GTP binding. The transcript has 19 exons. The record is from RefSeq and is a predicted model, not a curated record.